CCGGUUGGGACGGGCGGGGGCUACCGCCGCGCACCCCAGCCAGUGGCGAGGAUUUCUAGUUCGAUGAGGGAGGGCCCCGCGGCCCUGGGCUGCGUCAGCACCAGGGACGGAGACCAGUCCUCGGGGCGGGGCUAUGGGCGGUGCCAGGCAGACGGGCCGAGAUCAGGGCAAAAGGAAAAGAAGUACGAUGGUCAAACCUUCCCAGAGGAAACAACAUGAUGGUGGAAGCCAGUCCAAACGGAAGUCUCACUUAAGUGUCUCAAUCCCUUUGAGGAUGUCCAGUUACAUAUUCAAGAUGCCAGUUACCAGAAUCACAGCCCAUCCUGGCAACGAGGUCAGAUGCCAUCACUGGGAGGAAACCCUGGACAAGCCCCAACAGCUGUGCUGGCAAAAGAGACUGCAAGGUCUCCAGGCCUGCAGCAGUGCGGGGGAACCGUUAAGCACGCUCGACCUUGCCGAAGCCUUGCAAAAACUCGCACCCAGCUGCACAGGGAGAUGCCUUUCGGGUGUUCCUGCAGACGGUCUGAACCCCAGCCCCAUGCCCACCCCUGCUGGGUCUUCAGAUUUGGCAAAGAUGACUCCAGAAGCUGGUCUGGGUAUCCCGCAGCUCCUGUGUCAACGAUUUCUGGUGAGCGAGGAAGAUAUCGGGAAACAGGAAAAGAAAGUGAAGGCAGCAAGGGAAAGGCUGGCUAAGGCGCUGGCUGUGGACAGACUCGCUAGCGAGGCAGAAAAACUGAGGGGCCAAGAAGGACAUCUCGAAAACCACCACGGAAAAAAAGAGAGCCUGGUGCAGAUGAAGUGGAGCACAGCACCUAGUUAGUGUCUCUUUGCAAUGUCCACGGUGUAUUUGUGCUCUGAGCCCUUGAAACUUUAGUUUGUUCCACUACUUUGCUUGUAUUAAAUUGUACUGUGUGACAUAGACAAAGGAGACAGUGAUCUUUUUAAGCUGCGAGGUUGGGGUUCAGGGGAGAAGAGAAAGGAGAUCUUUCCUUUCCAUGUGGUCCUCUCACCUUCCUUGACUUUGUAUGUCAUUUAUUUUUAUUUUAAAGUCAACAGAGAGUUAUCAAAGUCAUGGGAUUAUUUAGUCUUCUGGCCUCACAGUCAGAGUAAAACCUGCCUAGUCAAUUUUGUAUAAUAUUCCAACAUAAUAUUUCAUUAAAGCUGUCUAUGUCCUCAAAGGA
Molecule: messenger RNA, 1181 nt
Organism: Suricata suricatta (meerkat)
Lineage: Eukaryota; Metazoa; Chordata; Mammalia; Carnivora; Herpestidae
Product: methyl-CpG-binding domain protein 3-like 1
Exons: 2
Coding region: 134-820 (228 amino acids)
Source: RefSeq, a predicted model, not a curated record